AUUCCCACGCAAGUGAACGCCAUUUCUAGGGACGGAUUCCGCAUUAAAUGCCAUCUCAUCAAACCUUAAAGCCGUAACGCACCAAUUAUCUAAAGUCUCUUCCCCAUUCUUCCGUCUCCUCACCUCACUUUUCCUCUCUUCGUCCCACCACUCUCAGGUAGGAAAUGGCGGGAAAAGGUGGGAAGGGUCUUCUUGCUGCGAAAACCACAGCUGCGAACAAGGACAAGGAUAAGGAUAAGAAAAAGCCGGUUUCCCGUUCAUCCCGUGCCGGAAUCCAGUUUCCAGUGGGUCGUAUUCAUAGGCAGCUGAAGCAGAGAAUCCAAGCGAAUGGUCGUGUGGGUGCCACAGCUGCAGUUUAUUUGGCGUCAAUUCUGGAAUAUCUGACCGCAGAAGUUCUAGAGCUUGCUGGAAAUGCGAGCAAAGAUCUCAAGGUGAAGAGGAUCACGCCUAGGCACUUGCAAUUGGCUAUAAGAGGAGACGAAGAGCUGGACACUCUGAUUAAAGGGACCAUUGCUGGUGGAGGCGUUAUCCCUCAUAUCCACAAAUCCUUGAUCAACAAAACUUCCAAGGAAUGAGCACCUCGCUUCUCAUUUCACAUGGCUCUUUACUGUUGUGGUUGCUAUCUUAUAUGACUUCUUUCACUGCUAGGUACUAGUGGCUGUAGUGUAGGGUAACUUGACUGGUUUGUUUAGAACUGAAUGUUAGAAUGUAUAUGAUCUUGUUGGAUAUGUUUAUUUUUGCUGUAUGAAGCGGUCUGUAGGAGAUUUGGGAUGCUGUUUAAUGAUGAAUGGUUUUUGAA
This is a messenger RNA of Prosopis cineraria, 799 nucleotides long. Its product is annotated as histone H2A variant 1. Gene Ontology annotation, molecular function: structural constituent of chromatin; DNA binding; protein heterodimerization activity. The transcript is spliced from 3 exons. The record is from RefSeq and is a predicted model, not a curated record. Gene Ontology annotation, cellular component: nucleosome. Lineage: Eukaryota; Viridiplantae; Streptophyta; Magnoliopsida; Fabales; Fabaceae. Bases 165 to 575 code for a protein of 136 amino acids.